AUGAUUCCCUUUCCCGUGGAUGAUGAACCGGGCGCGUUUGGCUGCUUGACUGCGCUUAUCGUGCCAAGAAUGCUUGCACAGCAUGCCUUGACCCCCGACAGCUUUGUGGAUGAAAGGGUCUGCCGACACGGGAUCUCCUUGCACUCCCCAGCGGUUUGCCAGUUUAGGAUGCCUCGGGCCGACAAAUACGUCCUCGUCGCAAAGAUUGAUGUGCGCGGAGAAGCUGGUAUGGAGCUUAUCUAUGGCUGUACCUUCGUGGGGCAGACGAGCAGGGAUUGGAGGCGCCAACCAGUGGGCUCACCAAACAUCUUCGAUCGCUUCGAGGUGAAGCCCAGCAAGCCAGCCUAUGAGAUCGGUGAGACCGUGCACUUGGAGGUGUGGAACCCAUUGGCGGUGAAGUCCCGACUGCUCAUCAUUUGGGGCGAUCAGCCUGCUGUCCUCGAUGUCGAGAAUGUUACUGACAGCCAAAAAGUCUCACUUGGCACCAUGAAGGAGCAGGACUGCCCAAUGCCACUGUGCCAGGUUCACGUCUUUGCCUGCAGCACGGAAGACCCGAGCUCGAUCUUCAACAAUGUUCCGCACUCUGUUCACUACCCCCAGGCUGCACCCAUAUGGGCGCAUCAGGAGGUCAAGCUGCACAUCUCCCGGCCAAGCAGUGCCUUGAAGGUGCAGGUUGCUCCGAAUGUCGCCAGCACAGCUCCUGGUAGCGAUGUUGAAAUCGAGGUGAAGGUCAGCCAGGCGGGGCAGGCAGAGGUGGCAGUUAUGGUGGUCGACAAGGCUUGGCUGGACUUGCGCCCAUCGAAGCUGCAAGAUCCCCUGAAGGCUUUUGAGCCCAGCGAGAUCGAAGCCCGUGGACCACAGUGGCACAUCGUGACCUCUCUUGACGGCAUUUCCUCCGGGGAUGCGCUCGGGAAGGCCACAGAGAUUGUCCGACAGCGGUUGGAGCAGAACCCAUGGAUGGGCUUCCUGAGCUGGCCCAUCUCGUUGCGCCGCGCAGAUAAGUCGGAGCUGGACGACGAUGACUACCUGGAACGCUGGGGACAGGAGUUGACGGCGUUCCCUCGUUCUCCCUUGGUUGAGGAGUUUGCUUACAGAAGCCGGGGUGGACCAUUGAUGAUGGCAAAGGGAAUGGCGGCACCCAUGGCUCUCAUGGAGAGUGCUCCUGUGCCAGCGAUGGCCGAAGCCGACAUGGCCAUGGACGACAUGGCCGAGGGUACACCAGAAGCUGAAGAGACGGGAUCUGGCAGAAGCCAAGUUGUGCUCCGGAAGCGGUUCGCCAAGUUGGUCGCAUUGAAUCGAGCGCUUCUCGAACCUGGUAUCAACUCCUGGACAACUCGAGUUCGGCUGCCUCAGGACUUGUCCACAUACGUGAUUCGGGUGGUCGCCGUGUCCCGCGAGGACACUGGCACGUGGUCUUGGGGCGUUGCCGAAUCCUCUGUGCAGACUUUGCAGCCGGUGUAUGGCAAGCCAUUGCUGCCGCGGGUCCUGCGCUUCAUGGAUGUUUGCCGAAUGGGUGUGUCGAUCCAGGCUGCCAUCGAUGACAUCGGUGGGCCAUCCCGCCCCCUUCUUGUGGAAGCCGUCAACGUGCAGAACCUUCGGCUUCUGGAGAAGGCAGAGCAGACCAUCACGAUGACCUCAACCUCUACUGAGGUGCGCUUCACCUUUGCGUCAGACGUCUCUGUGGGUCCAGCCUAUGUCGUCUUCAACAUCAAGGAUGCUUUUUCAAACUCCACCCUGGACGCCGUGGCAGCAAACAUCGAUGUGGAGGUGCAGCAGCAGGGAUUGCGCAUGGCCUCAACGACAAGCAUCAGGGCCAAUCCCUCGCAGGGCUCCGUGCGCAAGGAGGCAGUUGCACCUCUGAACGCUGUUCCCGGAUCUGGUGAGAUGUCCUUCUCGGCGUCUGUUGGUUUUCAGGCCCCGCUCCUCGCUGCCUUGUUGGAGUUGGCACCGCGGUCCUACGAGCAAUGGCAGCCACUGGGCGAAGACAUCCUGGCGUUGCUGCUUGGGGGCCUUGUCCUGCAUGUGGGAUAUGGUCUCGAGGCUUCGCACGAAGGCCUUGCCGCCGCCAUCGCUGCUGCUGAGCAGAGGCUGCCCAGACACGUUGUCGCGGAUCUUGGAAUGGUGAACGCACCGCCGGAGCAGCGAUCAUGGCGAGGAGGAACAGAGCCCGACCUGCUCCUCAAUAGCCUGGCUUUGCUCACGACGCGAGCGGCCCGAGCUCUUGGCCUCGUGCCGGCAAGUUGGGCACCAUUGGAUGAAGGAGUUCUCUUGAAUGCUGCACAGCAGGCCUUGCAGACUCAGCAGCAAGACUGGAUGAGGUGUUGCCAGCGUGACAUGUCUUUCGUCAGCUAUAUCGGUCCAUGGCACCUGGCCGUGUUCUUCCUGGCGUAUCCUCCUGCCCAAUCCAGGAAAGAUCUUCAACCUCUUUGGGAGGAGUUACUUCGCACGGCCAUCACUGGUGACAAAGGCAGUGAGCUCGACAUCCUGACACGCAUUGCCUCAGCGGAGCUAGGCCGCGGCCUGGUGCCUGCCUUUGGUGCAGACCGCCGUGCCUACGCGACUGCUGAAGCUUUGCUGGGUCGCAUACGAGUACAGGGCCCCACAGCAUACGUUGCCGAAGCAGAAGGAGGCAUGCAUUCUGCCAGCCGAUGGAUUCAGUCGCUCUCGUUGUGGCUUUGGUCCGGCCUGCCAAAGUAUGCUGAGAAUCCCAUGACACCGCUAGUGGCAAGCCAGCUUCUCUCGGCCGACCGGAGCCCUUGGCAACGCAGCCUGCCUCCAAGGGACCUCAUCAUGGCCUCGGUGAGCCUUCUCGCGUUCGAUGCCGCAUCAGGGUCUUCAACUGAAGCGGACAUUCCACUUCAAAUCAUGGCACAAGCCGACACCCUGCUUAAUGUCGAGCUUCGGUCGACGCCUCCCAAGCUGCUGACAGUUUGGACGGCCUGGCCCUGGAGUGAGCUUCCCGACACGCUUCCAAAGAGCGGCAUGGACCUGGAAAUCCAGGUUGGUGCGGGGAGUGGCCUGGCCAUUGUGAGCUAUGCCAUCGACCUCAUCCCCGUGAAGCCCUUCGUGGAGCCCCAGUUCAAAGGCAUCAUGGUGCAGAAAAUCGUCCAGAAGCUGGAUACUGGUGGUCGCUGCCACGGACCUGCUGUUCACGUUGCCAAACCCGGACAGCUACUUUGCGUCACCAUUCAGGUAACAUCUCCAGAUGAUUUGCACGACGUUGAGGUCAUGGACCUCGUUUCGGCGGGCCUGGAGCCUUUGGACGAAAACUUAGCUGCGGGAGCUGCCGUGGCUGGUGAAGAUCCUUCAGGUGACAAUGACUUUGUCUGGGGCUUGCUGUUGGGCCGGUCCUGGCAGCGAACAGUAAGAAGAGAUUCUGUACGCUGGCAAAGCACAUACAUGUGGGGUGGCACGCACACAUUGUCCUUCAACUGCAUUGCGAACGCGCCGGGUGUGUACUCUCUGCCUGCGACGAAAGCCCAUUCCGUGAAGUUUCCGGAGGUGAUGGGUUUCAGCGGAGCUGCCUCAUUUCUGGUGGAGGACACAGCCGACAGUCCGAAUGCAGUGUCUGCGCCCAUGCUGCAACAGUUUCGCAAGAAGGUCGGUGCAGCGUACCAGGUGGAUCUUGGACUCCUUGGAAUGGCUCCUGGAGUCUCAUCCAUGCUCCCUGUGGCGUGCCCUCAGGCUUGCCCUGCAGCUGGAAGCUGCAACCUGGCAAAGGGCAUCUGCGAAUGUGCCUCCUCGUCUGGGGAUCUUCUCCCAUGCGAGGAUCUGUCCUCGCAGGAGCCUGUCCGACCCAAUCCAGAAGCGCCCUUGCAUACAGGACACCAGGUUCAAGGGCCAGGGCCGCCAGGGCCAGCACGCCCGGAGGUUCCUGAGACUUUUGAUGCUUCCCAAUCCAAAGUGGUGAUCUCCGGGCUGCUGCUC
This is a messenger RNA of Symbiodinium natans, 3927 nucleotides long. NCBI's taxonomy places the organism in Eukaryota, Dinophyceae, Suessiales, Symbiodiniaceae. The record is from the annotation of a GenBank genome assembly.